Monomorium pharaonis (pharaoh ant) is the source of this 10645-nucleotide messenger RNA. It is a transcript of the gene vn, whose product is annotated as protein vein. Gene Ontology annotation, molecular function: cell-cell adhesion mediator activity. The record is from RefSeq and is a predicted model, not a curated record. The coding region runs from base 1763 to 3448 and encodes 561 amino acids. Gene Ontology annotation, biological process: dendrite self-avoidance; axon guidance; homophilic cell-cell adhesion. The transcript has 9 exons. NCBI's taxonomy places the organism in Eukaryota, Metazoa, Arthropoda, Insecta, Hymenoptera, Formicidae. Gene Ontology annotation, cellular component: axon; cell-cell junction; plasma membrane.
CAGCCUGCGCGAGCGGGCCGCUCAGUCUAAUUUGAACCGUCGCGCGCGCCCGACGCGGGGCCACCGACGUUCUCUCUCCCUUCCUCCAGUCUCUCGCGACACGCGUGACACGCGAGGCGCCUCGUGGGUGUGUGUGCGUGUGUAUGCCGCGUGCGACGACACACGCGACGACCACCCGAUCACCCGUCGUUGACGACGAUCGUCCCGCACGGAGACCGCGCGCGCGGUCCGUCUCCGCGCGAGAGGAAGCGGUUUUUCGCGCGAGAGAGAGGAGAUAGGAAGAAAAAGAAGAGGAAAAAAAUUAAGGGAGAGAGAGAGGGAGAGAAAAAGUUGCGGAAUCGGAGCGCGGAGAAAGCGUGAUAACGCGCUCGCCGGGAGUGUGGGCGACAACGUCUCUCAAACGUCUCUCUGAUUCUUCCUCCCGCCUUUUUCAUUAUCGGCGAGGGUGGCCCGUGUCGAAAAAACGAAGUACGCGCGCAAGAGAACCGCGGGCUGAAAAGUGUUAGUGCGCGAGCGGCCGUGCAGUCGAGAGAGGAGCGCUCGUCUUUCGUGGGUAUAUUUAAAUAGUGUCUCGGCUGGUCAGAGAGGAAGCCGACACUUUCCUCUUCAUCAUCGUCGUCGUCGUUGCCGUCACUAUCGUCUUCGUAUUCCUGUUCUCGUCUCCGUUACACAGAGAAUCCUUGACGACCGUGUCUCUCUCUCUCUCUCUCCCUUUUCCUCCCCAUCUUUCCCUCUCUCUCUCUCUUUUUCUCUCUUUCUCUCUUUACCGCUUCGCGGAGUUCUACGCGAUAUCACUGUGUUCCGGACAGUGCGCGAGGGGUUGGUGAGACGAUCGCGGACGAUUUCGUACGACUCAAUGUCGCUGACGGGUCGCAAGGAAACGGCGUUCCCGACAGUAUUCGCGGGUGUUCCCUGCUGCGAGGUCGAUCGGUACAUCCGCCUACCUAUGAACGCGAACGAGCACGUGGACUAGAGAGGACUGCUCGUCGCUCGGCUGAUUUAUCGACUCUAUCGGGAAUCGGGGCCCGUUGAAGGAUUCGCGGACUCCGUUGUGGAAGGACUCGCAGUAAAUAAUAGUCGAUGAGGCCCCUCGGCGGUUCAUCAAGUCGAAAACGACAGAAUGCCGAGCGCGAAUCAUAAUGAUCACGACGACUUAUGAGAGAUCAAUGCUGGUUGUCGCGUCCGCGAUCGUCGCAGCCGCCGGUCGGAAUCAUCUGCGAUAAUACGACGAUACCGUUCCAGGGAGAAAAAAGCAAAAGACGUGAGGACAAGGAGAGAGAAAGAGAGAGAAAGAGAGAGAAGCGGUUGCAUGGUGCGGCUCGCCGUGGCUGCUCCCGCCGGCUCUGAGGAUGAGGGAAAUGGUAUCGCGUAGGAUGAAAAGGAAUAUGGAAGAAACCUCGGAAACGUUCCACUAUUGGUGGUACAACACUUCGUGAGGAGUCUGAAGAUCCGGAAGAGGGAGGCCGACUACGACAGAUUUAGCCAUUUGGCGAGCGGGAGAGACGAAACCGUGAACCGGGUCACCGUAGGUGACUAAUCGCGAGGGGGGGAGGAAUAAACGAAGAGGAUUGAGAGACAGGACUAACAUAGGAAUCAUCAGCAAAACACUAGUGACAGCAAAAGGGGUACGGCUCCCCGAGCACGAGGAGGUGGAGGAGGAGGAGGAGGAGGAGGAGGAGGGGGCGAAGAGCUCGUGCCUCUGUGCGAAUCGGGGUGACCGAGGUGUCGACCUCACCCCCGAUCACACCGCCAACCAGGUUGGAUGAUGUGGGCGCCUCUGCUUUUGGCCGGGUUCUUAAGCGGCUGGUGGGGCGCACUGGCGCUCGCUGCGGCACCCCCCGCCAUUCCCCUUGGAAAAACGUCCGUUGGGGUUACAUCAUCGAGGCAUUAUUAUCGUCCGUUGUCGAAAAACGGGGUGGUGGACGAGGAGGCCAAAAUCAGAGUUCACGAAGUCACGGGGCACCAGUCACGAGAAAUCCCGUGGUACUCGGAACAGUUAUUCGAGUCCGAGGUUCGUCCUGCUGAUCGCGACUUCGACGUCGAGAUCAAAUCACCAGUUGAUUUGAGCCUAGUGAAUCUCGGAGAACACUCCUUCGGAGAUGGAGAACGAUCUUCGAGGAACGACGGGAUGCGACAGAUCUCGUACUCUUUCGCAACACGUGGAGCAACGUCGCCCGAGGUGGCACUUGGAAUUCGGCGUGAUGUAUCAGCGCCGAGUCCCGAGCAAGCGGAAGCGGAGGAGGAUAUCCUCGAGACGAAGACGCGCGUUCACGCCUUUCACCCGGAGAUAAACGAGUCCGGUCUGACUCGCGCACCCCGUCACUCCUCGACGCAGGCACCCCUUGUCUACUCAUUAACGGCAGAGUCGUCGAUGCAGCGACCGCGGGUCACCAGAUCGGCGAAGCAACGACCAAAGAACCGCAUCAAGGCGGAUUCGCCGCGCGAGCAGCGACGCCGUUGCCGGAACAAGGACAGAGGCUGCCGCGGUCAGAAUUGGUGUCCCGAUGUCGACGUGGGCAAUCGGGCUUACCUGGCGCCCACCGUGUUCGAGGGCAAGGCUCGCAGCAUGUCCUCGCGGAGGAAGCCCGGCCUGAACUACGCGGUGACCUUCGAGGUGAAGCAGGUAUACAAGAGCCAGCCGGGCUUUCAGCCGUUGCAGAAGAACGACAGCGUGCGGCUGCACUUCCGCGACAAAUUGGUGCCCGGUAAGUCGACCGUGUGCAACGGCCACGAGCAGCAGCAGCAGCAGCAACAACGCGAUAAUCCGAGUGGUGUGGUGCGAGCCAAUAUUAAAAGGGGCAAAGUGUAUCUAGUGUUUGUGAAUCGCGUGGGACCCAGGAACUUCACGAUCCUCGGCGAGCCGGUGAUCCGAAAUAAGAAGAACGAACAGGUCGUCCAAGCUGUCGUUCGACCGGAUUACGUGCGGGAAGUUACGUUGUCCGAACUCAGGGACUCGAUAGCGAGGUUACGGGAGAAAGUGAAGCUAGUAUGCAGGACAAGGGGCUCGCCGCCCCCAAGAGUGCACUGGCUGAAGGACGGUGUACCGCUGCACCCUCGAAGAGGCCUCAGGAUUCAGCACAAACGGCGGAGAUCGAAAAUCGUGAUAUCCUCCGCGAAGCCUGAGGACAGUGGCAGAUAUGAAUGCGUGGCUGAGAGUACUUCCGGUCAUCGGGCCUCACUUGCGGCCCAACUUCUAGUCGCUCAUGAUACCAGAAUUCCGGAAACAACGACAGCGGCGUGGCCGCGGCAGGAGCAGCCCUGUCCAAUAGCAGGAGACUUUUGCAUGAAUGGUGGUACCUGCCUAUUUUUCGAGACUGUCGGUGAACCAGCAUGCAAAUGCGCGGAGGGCUUCACGGGUCUGCGGUGCGAGACGAAGGACGUCAGCAGCACCGGAAAUAUGGAUAAGUUCUCUUCGUUCGCCGAAGACGUGACGCUCGCCCGCUUCUAGCGCAUCUAGCGGCACUGUCAAGCUUGCACAUCGGGACAUUCAUCGUGUUUUGUUUUAUUGUAGCCUCACCCAUCCGCCCGCCCCCCCUCGCUCCCUGUUCCCGUACAGAUUCCCGCAGCAUCCGCGACUUCGCCCACCACGCUCUUCUCGGGCUCUCCUCCUGAGGCGCGCCUUCCCGCAUUUCCGCCCUUCCUCAUGUUACUACUAUCAACCGAUUCGUAUAAUCGUCUCGAGCACUCGACGCUGCUCGCCCACUUUUUUCCAGUUUCCCUCCCCCGAACCGUCUUCCUUCUAUCCAUCAUUCUUCCCUUUUCCCUUCUUCCUCUAUCUUGGUUUCGUCCACUGUCCACCGUCAUCCUCUCGACGUCAACCUGCCUCGAGACGACGACGGCGACGGCGGCAAUCAGCAGAGAAUAUAAUCGUUUUUCAAAGGAGAGCCUCAGGAGACGAAGCGAACCGCCGACCAACGUUAUCCUCACACACAUCGCAUCCUGGACCGUCGUGAGUCGAAAUUUCCCCAGCUAGCCUUCGCGGAAGCAGUCGCACUGAACGUCCUUUUCCGCAGAACAAAAAGAUCAUCCGGAUGGAGGAGAAGGGGUGGCGGAAAGUUUUAACUCUGUGUGUCCGGAGUCUCUUCCUGGAUCGCGACAAAGACUAUCGCAUCGAGUACUUCGCACGUUGCCCAGAGGAAACCAACCCCUUCCACAGACGGGAUUAGAAAACUUCCAACGACGCACCUUGCUACCUCAUCUGCAAGAAAACUCUAGUUCCUCCGUUCGACGGGAAGAAAUCAUAAGAGACACGAUAACCACGCGCAAAUGAACGUAGGAGAGUAUAUUACGAACAACUCGCUUGCGCUACUUAUAAUCCACCUGGUUGUUUCCGUGGAGACAUUAUAAUAGUUAGCUUAAUUCUCAUGAACCACAUGCAGGAUACAUGCAUUAAUUAUAUAUACAUUUAUAAUUUUAUAUAAACGAAUUCUAAGAUAAUUAUCAAAAGUUAAUCAAAUAUAUAUUUUCUAUUGUUUUCUAUUAAUCUUCUUAGCUAUUUAAUAUUUAUUAGUAAUAGUCUAACACUUAAUGACUAUUAAAACAUUCUUUUUUUAGCAUAUUUUUUAAUUCAGAUAUUUAUUAGUAAUCGUUUUAAAAAAAGAUUUUUAAAAACUUGACAAGAUAGCAUUUUUUUAAUCAAAGUUAUCACAUUUGGAAACUUUAGUAAGAAAAAAAGAUAGUAACAAUACACGAGCAAUUCGCGAAUUUCUUUUUUUUUUCUUUCACGGAAACAUUUAAUUCGCCGAAUAAUUCAUCUCGUUCAGUGAUAUAACCGAAUCGAAUUUAAACGUCAAAAUAUCGAGGAAUAAAAGCGCCCUUCUGAUUUCUGGUAGGACAGAAGGAGAACAGUGUCAAAGGUUCUCGUAACACUCGUUACCGUCGGGGUUUGCACGAGGAAAGCGGAAUAAGAGAGGAAAGCCAUCGUAAAACCAUACCAUAGGGCACGCUCAGAUCGACGUAGCACCACAGGGAUAUGUCGUGAUAUCAUUUUACGGGAUUGCAGGAAGAGGGACUCGUGAGGAUGAUCCCGAGUACCGUAAUAGGAUUUUCGGGAUCAGAGCUUUACACAGGAAGGAUUGCGGUAUCUUUCGGGCACCAAAUAACGCAUAACGUGAAUUUCCAGCUUCCAGGAUGUAACUUCAAUUAACGGAAUGCCCUACGAUAACGUAAGCCACUUGAGCGAAAUUUUAACUAUGACUUGGUUGAUAACGCAAAACAAAAUAACUAAUCUCAUACUGUUAAUUAUCGUAUUGUUCAUAUAAAGACAAAUUGAGAUUUAAAUAACUUUCAUACUAAUUUUUUUAAUCCAAACGCAUUAAUGUUAGAUUAUAUACGUACACUGUCUCCAAUACUUACUAUUCAUAUUUAUUUUAUAAAUUGUAUAUUCUCUAUUUACGAACUUGCAGUUCGUAUAACUUAUUCGGGCACAAGUAUUGAAGGUUUAAAUGUGUUUAUUAUAAACUUAUAAAUUUGAUGUUUCCAUUGUUUCUAUCGCAAUUUUCUUCUCAAUUUAAUUAUUAGAAAUUUAAAAUUAUGUUUCAACAUCUUAAUCUCUGAAAAAUUUCUUAAAAAAUUUCUUUCUUAACUGCGUUGCAUCAACCUUGGGAUUCAAAGUACAAACGUAAAUCAAGUCUCUGCGAAUAAGUAAAAUCGCGAAGAUACUAAAAUCGCUAGCUCAUAAAAGUACUAGCACGGUACUAGCCAAAGAAUUUGUAUACAGCCCGGAAGAUAUACGUCGCAAACCGUUUUGUAUGCUAAGAGAGAACCUACCCAACCGCGAAAAGACGUUCUACGACUCUCCCGAAGAGAUUUCGCCGAAAAGAAAUCCAGCCUCAACGACGCGUUCAGGGCGCUCCUAUUGUACAAAGAAAUCCCUCGUACCCUCUUUUUAGGCGUCCGGCGCAAUGCGUCGACUCUCGAGCGAUCGAAACACCGUGCAGACUCCCUAUGUGUCGAUUCACCUUUCUCGUUUUCCGCUCGCGAAAGAACACAGAAUUCGCGUAACAGAAGACGACGACGGUAAAACUAUACGAGAACGUCGUCUUUAUUGCGUUUUCCGAGCUUAACGCAAUUAUAUCGUUAUUAUUCGACGAUGAAAUCAGAUGUACUUUAACGAAGCUCGCAAUUAAUAUUGGCACAAGAAUAACUUCCGCGACAAGUUUGCAAAAAAGACAAAUAAUUAAAGGACGCGUUUCAAUCUUAUCGCAACAAAUCAUAAUAGUAAAUAAGAAUGGAGUAAGAAUAAAUAUAUCAUUAAAUUACGAUAAUUGUGUUUUCAUCGUAUUGUUUAACUUUAUAAAGAUAAAUAUUGCGUAUUGUAAAAUUAAUAAUAAAAAGAGCGGGAUAUUAAAAAAAGUCUUAGUUUACAAAAACAUCUUUUUAAAUUUUCUAAUAUUAUAUUUUUUAUAUAAAAACGUGUCAAAUUAUAAAAGCGUAUUCUUUUCAGACGGAUGAAAAUUCUUACCUUCAAGAAUUACUUUUAAUAAUUAAUUUAUUAUAUUACAAGUCAUUUAAUUUAUACUCCGUUUUUAUUAUUUUAAGGCUGUCAAUAUAUGUAAACUGUUUCAAAACUACAUUAAAUGUUUCAAUACUUUGGGAAAACCUUACGAAGACAUUUUCUAUAAAGCCAGAAUCUUUUAUGCUGUUUGCUGGCAAUGAUAAUAUCGAGGACGAAGGAUGUCUCGCAUGUUUCCGUCGACGAGAGUGGACGCACGCGCUUACUUUUUACAUUUUAGAAACGUACACGGUUAUGUAUAGAUAGUUUUGUGGGUGAACAAGCAAGCAGAGUGUUCCGAGCCGUUCUCACGCGAUGAGAAGCGGAAAGUACUUUACGACUCUAGCUAUAUAAACCGAAAAGACUCUCGAGCGAAGAGAAAGAGAGAUCGUCAUAGCGUAUGAUGUCCGUGCAAGCUUACUAGUGCCGCCGUGCUUUUUCGUUGAAUCCGUUUCGUCGCUCGUACCUAUCGAACGAUUUGUAUGAAAGUCAUUGUGAGUCAUCGCGUGACACGUCGUAACGAUCGGUAUUUCGCGACAUCGACGAGCGAGUUUCGAUUCUACAAAAGCAGGGAAAAUGAUAGUUGAAGCACAUUUUUGAAAAAUACUAUGUCUGUAUAACUUUAAGUUAAAAUGUUGAAUUUUGUUUUAUCGUUAGAUAAUUAUAUAGAGUAACGUUAAAAUGUUCGAAAUUUUCUGUCUUCACACAUUUUUAAAACAAAAUAUGAUAAAAGACGUAAAUCAAUAUUUCUUACUUUCUUAAGUAAUAAAAUGUAAUAUUAAUGUAUAUACUAAUAAAUAUUGUUUUAUUUAUUCAUCGACAUUUAUCGGCAUAAUCUCAAUUAAAAUUCUUCGAAAUACUCGCUUGCUUAAUCGAAACUCGACUCGAAUGUGCAAGCACCGAGACGAGACGGCGGGUUCGCGAAUAGUGAAACAAAAGAAAGAAUGUAUUUUAUGAUAUUUUACGCAUAAAAGAGAAAAGAGGAACGAUCGACAUAUAGCGUUAGUUCAAGGUAAACUUAAGUAUAAGUAGAGAUGUAUAAAUAAAAUGACAAUUCGGGGCGUGCCGUUUUGCGCACGCCUCCGCGCGGACACGCCACCGCGUCGCGAAAAAAAAACGCGAUUUUACACGUAAUCGAUUCUCGGUCCACGAGAGGUGGAUGGGACCGCGAAACGGUGAUUGAGCACACGUUAACGUCGACGAUUAAUUAAUUAACUAUAGAACGUUUACUUUAUCCAUUAUAAUAGCCGGUAUUAAUAACUUCAUCGAUGGUGCUUGUGAUUCCUGUCCUUUUAAUACACGAGCGACGUUCGAUCGUAAUGAUAACGAUCGCAAUGAUCUCCGCGAAUUGCACUCGCAAUUGUACAAAAAUUCGCGAUGCGAUCAAUUGACGACGCUCUUUCGCAAUUCUUGAUUACCGCGAAUCACCGUUUUGCGAGAACGAUACCCAAUCACUGGUAUACUAAGCGCUACUGUAAAAUAUUGUAUAUUAUUUCGCGUUGUUUAUUUUUCAAUGUUUUUACUAGAGACGCGGUUUCUACGGUAUUUACGAGGAAUUACCGCGUAAUGUUACUGAAAACGCGGAAAUCCGCGCUGCUUCGCUACACCGUACAGAUUGCGACAGGAAAAACUGUUUGUGAAUUAAAAAUUAUAGAUAAUACAAUAUUUUUUAAAUGUAAAAGACUUGAAAUGUGACAAAUUUAUCGUCAUACAAUUGUUAUGUCUAAGUAAGUACACUAUUAUUAAGUAUUACUAUUAUCUAUAUAAUAUAUUAACGUCAAUAUUAUAUUUCAAUAAGAAAUUUUCAUUAAGAAAUUUGAAAAUUAUUGCUAUAAUAAAACUUUAAAACUUUCAAUCAAUUUCUUAAUUUAAAAUCAAUUUUAAUUAAUAUUGCAAACAUAGUUUUGAGCAUAACAAAUUUAUAAUUUGCACAUAUAUGAUUUCAAUGCUCAUUAAUAUGGUAAAAAGGGAUGUUUUCUUCAUUGUAUUCAAUCUCUUUUCCAACUAGCUUUUCUAAUGAUAAUUAGUUUUCCUAAUUUACGUGAGAGAACUUUAAAUAAUUUACGUCCCGACAAACUCCAUUACCAUCAUUGUCCGCUCUCUUACGGUGUUGCAAACCAGCGAGAUAAAUACGUUUGUAAAACUGCAGCGUAUCUCCAGCAGCUUUCGCAGUGUGUGAGCUAAAAAAAAACGAAUACAGAGCAAAACUAGUCUAGGGCACAUUUAAAGAGCGUAUGGCUUGAAUGCGGGAAAUUAUUACGAAUGUAAUGUCCGUCUUUGGCGUAAAUAACGUGCUUUUGAAAAGAAAUAUUUCGAGUAGAAAAUCUUACAAACAUCUAACUAUAUAUGCGGUCAUAUUCGCGAAACGGUGCAACAUUAGAAACUAAAAUCGUCCCUUGCAAAAUUAUGGAAAAUUUCACGAUUACUGUUCGAACAUUCCUAUAGUUUUAUCAAAUAUCAUUACCAAGUUGCUAAUAAAAGUUUUUCUUUUAAAUUAAAAAUAGUCAUUAAUGGUUUGAAAAAUUAUUGCAAUUGCUAAAACUGAUACAUCGCGGAAAUAUUCAUUGACGUUUCAAAAAAAAACUCUAAAAAAUGUAUGUAAUGUAAUCUGUUAAUAUAAUGUAUGAAUUCGCAUGAAUAGAAGAAUACUCGAUAAUUGUAAAGAUGGAUCGUUAAAAAUUUUAAAUGUUCGUAAAAGUGCAACGAAGGUCCGAGAUAUUUUUUACAAUCUCGAAUGCUCGAAAGUGCUAUUUUCUCAAAAGUACCGUAUGUUUCAAAGACGAGCCAAGCGAACGAAAAUCGGACGUUUGCGUUUCGCGAUAGUCUUUAUAGCGAAAAAAAGACUACGCACUAUUGAUAAUAUGGCUAAUUCUAGCAGCACGAAGUAUUAACGUUAAUAGCGAAAUUAUUAUAAGGAAGACGUAACGGCGAAUUACUAAUAAAGGUAUGAGUCGCCACCAAUGUUUUCCGAAACAAUCUCCUUUGACGAAAUGCGCUCGAAAUAAUGGCAGAUAUAAAUGAAAGAAGCGAUUAUUCCUAUUUUUAUUCCUCUAAUUGGCUCUUUAAAGGGAAAACACUACAUUUAUGAUAAUCGCCUAAUGAAUAGUACACAAUGAAAAUAUUAUGCUCCCUGCAUUUUUAAGUAUUAAUUUUUCCUUACAUUAAAGAACGAAUUUCUUGUUUACUAUUUUUAAUUUAUUACGCGAAAUGGAAGAUGACAUUUACAAAUGUGAAAAUGUAAAAUAUACAAGAAAUAAGAAAAAUUUUAUACGAUCAAAAUAGAUCGAAGAAAGAUGCACAUAGAUAUCUUCAUUUAUAAAUGCGAUUAGAUUAUCCAAAAGUAAUAUGGCAGAUAUUGUUCUGAAAUAAUGGAAUAUAAAUAAACGCAAAAAGAGUUAUUAAAUAAAAGACUUAAAAAGUAUUGUUAAAAAAGAGAUACACCUAACCCACAAUUUGGAUACUACAACAAUAAAAUAUUGGAUACUUACAAAAUUAAAGUAAUGCUCUUCAAAUACAGUUUACAUAAAAAAUUCUUACAAUAAGUUCUAAUAUCUUUUUGAAGUAUAUUUUAAGAUUGCUUUAGACGAAUUAUUACACCACAAAAUAUGAACUCUUCGAACCAUACACUGAUUAUUCGAAUGAGACAAAAUUAUUUUCAUUCAUUUAGAUUUGUCAUCAAAUCGAGUGCCAAUUACCGGUUAUCGCGGACAAACGAUAGCGUGUGUAAGGCACAAAAUGAUUUUUAUUGUUGAGUUUCGUUCCUAUCCAAGGCAGAUUACGGUCGAAUACGUUAAACUCGAAUUCACGAGUGUCUUUGUAAAAUAAUUUGAUUCACCUAAAUUAUGAAAGUAUAAUGCUAAACUUUCAAAUUAUUUUUCAAUUUCACAUGAUUUCAUUUAAGAUGUUUCAAAGAUGGAGCACAACGCGAGAAAUCGUUAGGAAAUGGUUGAAACUAGUAUCAGCAAUGAGAUUUCAUGUGAGAGAAGCUUUACGCUGGAAGACGCUAGCGUUAAAUGGUUACUACGAAGCGUCGGCAUCAGCGAAAAUAUUUUAUUCUAGUCGUAUCUCUCAUGCUUUGCCAAGUAAGCAAAUGUAAAUCUUAUGUUUAAAAUGUAACAGUCAAUUAUGUUUUAAUAAAAUCUGCCAAGAUUC